GGCCGAAGUCGUCUCCGAGUUUCAUCACUCCUCCUCACUACAUUCCGAAGCUGAUAACAUCCAGCACGCUCAACAAAUCACAGCAUGGAACAAAAAGACCAUCUCUCCGUAAUAGCCGAGGCCAAUAAGCAGCGAAGAAAGCUCCAGAACCGGAAGAACCAAAGAGCCCGUCGACAACGAAUCAAGGGUAAAGACUUUGAGAUAGAUCAGGGGUCAUCUUCAUUUGAGGUCAGGCGCUGGCGCGUUGACGAGGUCGAUGAUUUCUCCCAAGAUAAAGAAACAAACUCGACAACCGUAUCCGUAUCCUAUGCUCCGUCUUGUACACUUCCCUCAACUACCAAGACCAUCACAGCCCUCCGGGUACCACCAUCCACAGGUCAGCUUGAUGAAGUCUUGGCCAUAGACUCAACCCAUCAGCCCUUCAACCUCAGUUACCCCCUCCCCUCCGAUCAGCUCCUUCAUCUCAUACAGUAUAAUGUCUACCGCGCCUUCAUCUCCAUCAAACGCACUCUGAAUACUAUAUCGUUGGAUCCGACAACCUGUCCCGUCUUUGGCCCCUGCUUAGACGAUACAACCCGCUAUCCCCCAAAUCCCAAUAUUCCUUCCUCUCUCGCCCCUACAAAGCUGCAGGAAACUCAAUACCACUUCCCCUGGAUCAACAUUAUGCCUUUCGCCCGUCUCCGCGACAAUCUCAUCCGACGCGAAGGUCGCUUUGACAAUUUCGAACUAUGGCGAGACCUCGUCGGUGAUCUCAUGAACUACACAGCAGCCCCUUGGCAGCGAGGCAAGCCCUUUAGCUUCUCUGCCACUAUCCCAGAGAUUGAACAGUCACGAGGCCUCGUAUUAGAGAAUUACAUAGAUACGGAUGAGCUCACAGCCGGGCGAAACGGCCUCAUCAUUUGGGGCGAGCCGCAUGACAUGCAGAGUUGGGAGGCUACACCUGGCUUUCUUAGCAAGUGGUCUUGGGCAGUCGAAGGCUGUGAAGAACUCGUACAAAUCAGUAAUCGUUGGAGAGUGAGAAGAGGGGCGGAGCCCAUGCGUGUGUCGAUGUCGGUAUUGGGGACAAAUGUGUGAUGACGGCUCUGUACCUUCUCAGUUAGAAGUAAAACAAAAACAAAUUAAAAUAAAGCUAAUUCUUUAUAGAGCUGUUUACGCUUGGCACUAAGAGCUACAAGAAAUAC
Messenger RNA from Fusarium redolens, 1181 nucleotides. RefSeq lists its product as uncharacterized. The coding region runs from base 85 to 1074 and encodes 329 amino acids. Lineage: Eukaryota; Fungi; Ascomycota; Sordariomycetes; Hypocreales; Nectriaceae. The transcript is spliced from 2 exons. The record is from RefSeq and is a predicted model, not a curated record.